AUGUUAACUAAUAGUAAUAGUAAUAGUAAUAAUAUAGUUGAGUUUAGAGAGUUCAAUAUAGCUGACUUUGAACAAGUAUUAUAUUUAAAAAAUAGUAAUAAUAAUAAAAAUAAAAAUACAACAAAAAUGGAGUAUAUGAUGAGUAAUCAAUCGUAUCGCAUCAACUCUACACCUGACAGGUACAAUAAUAAUAAUAACAAUAACAAUAAUAAUAAUAAUAAUAAUAAUAGUAAAGAUGACCAUCAUCCAUCAAACAACACCAACAAUAAUAUAGACUUUUUAGAAGCGGGUAAUUUGAUUGGUUUACAAGUCAAAUGUUUGCCUUCAUUAUUUCAACAACCACAACAACAGCAACCAAAUGGCAAACAACAACAACAGUCAUCUCAAAAUGUUUACAUGUUUCUUGUCAAGGACAAGAGUAAUGGAAACCAGUACACUCUAGUACCCAAACAAUUUGUAUAUAAUAUUCACAAUGCCUCCCUUAUCGAAAAGAGAAUGGGUAGCUGUACAGCCGUACAAUUAAAGCUAGACAAAGAAUCCUUUAAAUCCAUAUUCCCAAAUGAACAUCCUGAUGUAAUUUCUAUUCUUUAUCGUAUGUCAAAUAUUGAAAUAGAAAGAUAA
Molecule: messenger RNA, 621 nt
Organism: Cavenderia fasciculata
Lineage: Eukaryota; Evosea; Eumycetozoa; Acytosteliales; Cavenderiaceae
Exons: 3
Coding region: 1-621 (206 amino acids)
Source: RefSeq, a predicted model, not a curated record